Symbiodinium sp. CCMP2592 is the source of this 951-nucleotide messenger RNA. The record is from the annotation of a GenBank genome assembly. Lineage: Eukaryota; Dinophyceae; Suessiales; Symbiodiniaceae.
AUGCACUUGUUUUACUACCAGCAGGGCUUGUUCGCAGAAGAGGAAACAAGCUCCACCUGGAACUUACUUGGCCAGGUUGUGUCGCCAACAACACCGCCACGGCAGCCCGUGGAGUCGCCAGGCGUCGAGGAAAUUCAGCUACCUCGUGGCGAAAGCGCUGAAGCAGGUGCCGCCGCUGAGGAGACUGAAGAUCGCGAGAGCAGGCUGAGGUCACUUCGAACGAAGCGUGCAGAGCUGGAGGCCAAGCUGCAGGCAGGCGCACUGCGUGCAGAGAACGAGGUCCUGGAAGAUCGCGUGAUGCGGGCUCAGGAGGAUUUCUUGGGCUUGCAAGCGGAGUUCAAGGCCAUGAAGGAACAGCACAACGAACGCCUAGAUUCGCUUCGGCUGGCUUUGGAGGAGCAGCAGAAGGAUGCCGAGCAGGCGGACCGGCGCGUGGUCUGUGCCGAGGAUCUGGUGCGCUUCCACCAGGAGCAGAGGAGGAUGAUGGCGAGCCACUGGAAGCAGCAGUGCCAGAUGAAGGACGAAAGGAUCCGAUACCUGAAUCUUCAACUGACAGAGUACACGAUUGACUGGCAGCAGCUGGGUGUCCAAAGACAAACAGAGGCAAGCCUGUCCCACGAGCACUACUGCCUGGAGGACCGUCAUCGACACCUCCUGCAGACCCAGCGCAGCCUGACAGCAGAAACCUCGAGGCUGGAGUCGCGUCUCCAACAGGCGAAUGCUGAGGUGAAGCCUCCUGUUUUGGGAUGGUUUGGGGGCCAGCUUAAGGCCGUGGUGGACCUCUGUCUCACAUCUGGGGCUUCCUGGGACGUCUCUGCUGUCGGCCCUCCUGGGAAGCUCCGAAACGCCACGGGCCAAUCCAGGAAGCUCACCUCACGGAGGCGCUGCGCCUCGCCGAGGCACCGCCGAAGGACGCAGGAAGAGGGGUCUGCAGACUCACUUUCGGGAUAA